Molecule: messenger RNA, 655 nt
Organism: Trichechus manatus latirostris (Florida manatee)
Lineage: Eukaryota; Metazoa; Chordata; Mammalia; Sirenia; Trichechidae
Gene: DNPH1
Product: 2'-deoxynucleoside 5'-phosphate N-hydrolase 1
Exons: 4
Coding region: 15-545 (176 amino acids)
Biological process (GO): deoxyribonucleoside monophosphate catabolic process
Cellular component (GO): nucleus
Molecular function (GO): 5-hydroxymethyl-dUMP N-hydrolase activity
Source: RefSeq, a predicted model, not a curated record
CGGUGGCAGCAGGGAUGGCGGCGGCGGUGGCCGGACCGCGGGAGCAUGGGGACCUGGGGGAGCCCGGCAAGCCGGGCCGCCUGGCCCUGUACUUCUGCGGGAGCAUCCGCGGCGGACGCGAGGACCGGGCGAUGUACGAACGGAUCGUGUCGCGGCUGCGGCGCUUCGGAGCAGUGCUCACCGAGCACGUGGCAGCUGCCGACCUGGGCGCGCGCGGGGAGGAAGCUGCUGGGGGUGACAGGCUCAUCCACGAGCGGGACAUGGCCUGGCUGCAGCAGGCUGACGUGGUUGUAGCAGAAGUGACACAGCCGUCCUUGGGUGUUGGCUAUGAGCUGGGCCGGGCUAUGGCCCUCAACAAGCGAAUCCUGUGCCUCUUCCGCCCACAGUCUGGCCGAGUGCUUUCAGCCAUGAUCCGGGGAGCAGCUGACGGCUCACGGUUCCAGGUGUGGGACUACGAAGAGGCAGAGGUGGAGGCCAUGCUGGAUCGAUACUUUGAGGCUGAACCUCUCCAGCAUGUGGCUGCCUCUCAUGACUUAACUGCUUGAAUUAAUCCCACUUUAUUUAAUUCUUCUGGUCCCCGACACUGCUCUUAAUACCAUUCCUGCUCUUAGCCCCAGUACCAAAUUAAAAGAUAUGUUUAAAAUUCUAACUUUAC